This is a messenger RNA of Hydractinia symbiolongicarpus, 3603 nucleotides long. Its product is annotated as UDP-N-acetylglucosamine transferase subunit ALG14 homolog. The transcript is spliced from 6 exons. Lineage: Eukaryota; Metazoa; Cnidaria; Hydrozoa; Anthoathecata; Hydractiniidae. Gene Ontology annotation, biological process: dolichol-linked oligosaccharide biosynthetic process. Bases 2670 to 3308 code for a protein of 212 amino acids. The record is from RefSeq and is a predicted model, not a curated record. Gene Ontology annotation, cellular component: UDP-N-acetylglucosamine transferase complex.
AUUUUGUAUAUAUUUUCGGAGUUUUAAUUUUAUUUAAAAGUGUGUAUUGUUCUUGCUCUUACUUACUUACUUACUUACUUACUUAUAUGAUUUGUUAUACAGAGCUAGAUGCUAUAAUUUAAAAUACUGCGUGAAACUGAACAGCCAAUGUUAGGGUGGAUCAUCCAUACCACACGCUCCUGAAACAUUUAAGUUACGGUUGCAAUAUACUACAUUUGGCUAACUAGCGUCACAUGUAAUAUAUUCUCUUUCGUCUGUUAACAAUGUCAUUGUGCGUGUAGCUAGUUAGCUAUAGCUAAGAAAGCAGCGUGCGACGUGCGCGUCAACGCAUACUUGCGUAGAAACUCUUUUGCCUCUGUCUUUUAAACGCUUAUAAGAAAUAUGUAACUAAGUAAUCAUUCUUUGUAGCUAGACAAGGUAAAGAUACUACCAUAAAUCAUAAUGAACUCAAAGUCUUAUAGCUAGCAUAGCUAGAGCCAACCCUCCUGCUAGAAAUUUUCAUUAUCAAAAAUAUCAUUAUUUUAUUUAGCUAGCUACAUAGCUACAUAUAACAAAAAGACAAAACUUGGUAAACUUGUGGCGCCGUAGAUUAGUGGUUAUAGCUCUCGUACUCUGUGCGGGAGACCAGGGUUCGAUUCCUCUUGACGGCGAUUCAACAUGGGCGAGUGAAUGUUACCAUAGCCCCGGGUUAACCCAAGCCAUGUGAGGGAAAUUGGGAAGAUGGCACACUGUGUGGGCCGUUGGAUGUUGCCGGGAGUUGUCUAGUAGAGCGCGGGCUCUAAUUGGGUCUGCGUAGCUCAAAAUGAGCAUUAAAUACUCUAGGACUCUCCAUCUACGCCAUGGCCCCUCCUGGAAAUAAUAGACAGGGUAUAUCCCUCGAUAUUUGUGAGGCUAGCCAUGUAAAAUAUGCACAUCUAUCUAUCUAUCUAAAUUUUCAUUAUCAAAAAUAUCAUUAUUUUAUUUAGCUAGCUACAUAGCUACAUAUAACAAAAAGACAAAACUUGGUAUUAAAUGUGAAAUUAAAGUCUCAAACACUCAAUCCUUGCUUGAAAAACAGUAUGUUUGCCUGCCUAUAUGUUACACACAAAGUACAGCCUUUUUCCCAGGGAUUAUUUUCUUCUCUUUUUUAUUAAAAGCAUCUUCAAGAGCUUGUGGAUAGAGCAGCUUAUCCAGAAAGUACCUAUUUUGGAUAAAACCUAUUCCAUUUUUUUCUUUUAUAACAACCUCAUUAAUCGCUGUAGUUCCCAAUAAAAACACAAACUUGGAGUAGAAAAUUUAUUUAAAUUUUAUAAGAAUAAACUGAGGAUAAGUUGGCGGAAUCGGGUGAGGAUGCUAGGCUGGAGAGAAGAUAUUGUCUCAAGCUCACGUGCGUGUUCCUAAUAAAUUCGCUCUUCUCCACUACAUCCCGGAGCUCUUCUCCUAGUAGUGUUCGCUCUUCUCCACUACAUCCGCAGCUCUUCUCCUAGUAGUGUUUUCUGGCUUAACUAAUCUCUCAAUCACAUUCGGAGCUCCUCUCCUGUGAUUCCAUUUCCUCUAUCAUACCUCACAAGAACCUACUCAAUGAGCUCUAGCUUCUUUUGCAUUUCACACCUGUUAUUAACCUCUUGGUGCCCCACCUCUGACUGUUAGCGCCGCAUCCCCCUGCUGUUAUUUCCCCAGUCAUCUGUCCUGCUCGCGUGGUACACCGUCAUUCAUCUCCUCGCACAUCUCUACACUUUGUGGCUGCCAAGCGCAGCCCAGCACCCCAACCAGUUAUAUUUAACACAUUGACAAAAUUGAGUAAAGUUGCCAAUUGCUUCCACCACUGGACUAAAACCUUGUUGGUCGUACUAAGCCAAACUGCGCCAAUUCAAGGAAACCGUGUAGCUAAAGCAAUUGUACAUCUCUUUACGCUCGACGACGUUAUGUAGCCUCGAUGAACCAGUUCGAUUGUAGAUAAUCCGUUAUCGUUCCAACAUAGUGUGGCGUUGAUGCAGGUGUGUCACAUAAAGAGAAAAUUAAAAUAAAGUUAACCAAAUAUAUGGGUGAGUGGGUUUGAAAAUUAUUUCAGUUAAGCAAGUUAUUGCUGCUACUGGUGAGAAGCUAAAUCAGAGUAACUCUCCCCUAUUUAUAGGGCCCCUGGAUUGUUGAUUGGCUAACUUAGAACCUCCUAAUAUGGACAGACUAUACCCAAACCUUUAGUCCCCUACUCUAAAGUAUCAAUAACAAGAAAGUUGCUUCAAGUUAUGACACAUAGCUUUGAUUUGGUUAAUUGAGAAAAGAUGCCUUGGGUGAGCAAGACAACCUUGUGUACCCUUAAUAAUGCAUCUGCAUAGCAACUAUCAAGUAUUGUGAACUGCAAUUAACAUGAGCCAUUAAAAAUUUGUUGAAUCUCUCAGGCUAGUACAACGAUUUUAAAUAAGGAAAACAAGUGAAGUAAGUUUUUUUUGAUUUCUUAUGCUUUUCUGAGUACGUAUAAAACAAAAAAGAAAAAAGUGAUUUUUACUGGAGUUCCCCUUUAAUUAAAUUAGUAAUUACACUGAAAUAGUCCAAGGUGGUCAGAGCUUAUAGCUGUAAAGCUUAUACUGUCCAUGUUCAUUGUAUCUUCUCUUAAGCUUUUAGAACCGUUGUAUAUAUAAGAUAUCUAAUGACAGUUCCUUAAUUUAAAGCUCUAGAUAACAAGUAGAAAAAUGAUUUUUAUAUCUUUGUGUUCAUUUUUCUUGUUAAUAAUGGUUUUAUGUUUUAUACGUGUGGCAUUUAUACUGCAGUCUUCAAACAAAGUAUCAGAAUACAAAUUACCAUUUUGUAAAACAAUGGUUGUUGUUGGAUCAGGUGGCCAUACUUCUGAAAUGAUGGCAUUGCUCCGAAACCUGUCAGAAAAGUUUACACCAAGAAUUUAUGUUUUUGCAGAAAGCGAUAGCACAAGUGAGAAGAGGAUAAAAAUAAUGGAAGAAAACAGGUCAAAAAGUUCACAACAUACAGUACUGCGAAUCAAAAGAAGCCGUGAAGUUGCGCAGUCUUGGUGUUCUACCAUAGUUACAACAAUUGUGGCUUGUUAUCAUGCUGUUUUUAUAAUAUGGAGACAACAGCCAGAUUUGCUCUUGUGCAAUGGGCCUGGCACCUGCAUACCAUUGUGUGGAGCAGUGUUUUUACUGAAGAUUUGCUUUAUCGUGAAGACUAAAAUUGUAUUUGUUGAAAGUAUAUGUCGUGUGAAGACACUGUCGUUGUCUGGCAAAAUAUUAUACUUAUUUGCUGACCGAGUUCUCGUUCAAUGGCCUGAACUUUCAGUUGCCUAUCCGAAGUCUGAAUUUAUCGGGCGUUUAGUUUAGGAGAUAGAAAUAAGCCGUUAUGUUGGAGAGGACACGAUGUGACAAACGUAUUUGAGAUCCCUAUGUAGAAACACACGACAACAAAAAUGAAGGGUCUGGAAAAACUGAUCUGUCUUUCGAUGCAACCACUUUAUUCAUUGUUUAUCAAAAAAAAAAAAACUUUACACACGAAAACUGGUACGCAGAUGUAAAGUACGAUAACCUUAAACGUAAAGUACAAAUAAUGUAUUUACUUGUGAUAAAAAAUUGAGUUUUAUAUCUAAUGAUGAUCAAUAUAAGUGGUUAUUUCUUUAGA